UGUUCUCCUUAAACCCCUUAAAUUUCUCUUGGUCUCUAUGUCACUUUGAUCAGGCUGACUUUAUUUUACAUGGAAAAUCUUUUCCUCAUACUUCUCGUCCUUACUAGUACAUUAUGCGUUUCAGUUUCUCCAUACAAUAUUCCGGCAAUCUUCAGCUUUGGAGAUUCCAUCUUUGAUGCCGGGAACAACCACUUCAUCAAAAAUUGCACCGCCCAGGCAGAUUUCCCUCCUUACAGCUCAAGUUUCUUCCACCACCCCACUGGAAGGUUCACUAAUGGCAGAACAGUUGUUGACUUCAUUUCCCAGUUUAUCGGUAUUGAUUUCCAGAUACCAUACCUCGAGGCAAAGAUUGCGGUUAUGAAGGGAAGUAGAAAGAGUUAUCCACACAAUGGAAUAAACUUUGCUAGCGCUGGAAGUGGUGUUUUGCGGGGAACAAACAAGGAAGAGAGGGUCAUCCCAAUGCAAGACCAGCUACAACAAUUCCGAACAUUGGUGGAGCAAAAAUUGAUUGAUAAAAGUUUGGUCCAAAAGUCUUUCUUCUUCUUCGAGGCUGGUUCCAAUGACAUAUUCAACUACUUCGUCCCUUCUAACCCACCAAAGCCUGAUCCACAUGCCUAUGUUCAAGCCAUGCUUGUUGAAGUAGAAACUUUUGUUGUUCAGAUUUACAAGCUUGGUGCUCGUAAGAUUGCUUUGUUUUCAUUAGGUCCCGUUGGCUGUGUUCCAGCUAGGGCCCUCUUGCCUGGUGCACCGAAUAAUAGAUGUUAUGGAAAGAUGAAUGUGAUGGUCAAAGAAUACAACCGUGGAUUGGAAAGUUUGGUCGAACAUAUGCACAUUAAGUACCCCCAUGCAAUUGGGGUUUAUGGGGCAAUUUACAACAUUGUUCAGAAAUUUCGUGCAAAUCCUACCCACUAUCGUUUCUCUGACGUAGGUAAUGCAUGUUGUGGUGAUGGAACUCUUGGAGGAAUGCUGCAAUGUGGCAAGAAAGGCUACAAGAUUUGUUCAAACCCAAAUUCGUUCUUGUUCUGGGAUUUUUUCCAUCCAUCAGAACAUGCUUACAAGCUCGUCUCAAAGGCUUUAUGGGGUGGAAGAAAAUCUCGAAUCAGGCCAUUUAAUUUGAAAACUCUAGCCAAUAUCACCCUUCAAUCCGAUUUAGACUGA
This is a messenger RNA of Quercus lobata, 1158 nucleotides long. RefSeq names its product GDSL-motif lipase/hydrolase 6 (gene GLIP6). The transcript has 4 exons. NCBI's taxonomy places the organism in Eukaryota, Viridiplantae, Streptophyta, Magnoliopsida, Fagales, Fagaceae. The record is from RefSeq and is a predicted model, not a curated record. Bases 70 to 1158 code for a protein of 362 amino acids. Gene Ontology annotation, molecular function: hydrolase activity, acting on ester bonds.